AUGAAUAUCCAUCAUGCAGUUCAAUUAGUAAAAGCAAAAAGGGCUUUCAAAGCCAACUACAGGAUAUUCUACAACCAAAAUAUAGAACCUAAAGCAAAAAUUAUUUGCUACCAAUUGUUAGUACGACCAAUAAUAUCGUACGCUGCUCCUAUCCUUUGGAACACAGGCCCAUCGGUGAUGGAGCACUACAGAAAAUUUGAAAGGUCAUGCUUGAGAGCAUGUUUAGGCCGAUACAGGACCGCUGACUCAAACUACACCCUACGCAUUGAUAAUAAAACCAUCUACGAUGCUGCAAGCAUACCGAGAUUUGACUCAUUCUGCCUGAUGCUCACCAGAAACUAUUUUAGUAGCCUGUAUCAAAUUGACAACGAAAUGCUAAAGAAACUGAAGGUAGAAGAAGAAAAAACAGCACUACGUAUGGCUCGGAGCAACUACUCCCCUCCAGAACUGUUCACAAACCUAGACAAAAGGGGUUGUAUCCAGAAUAGUGUCAACAUACCCAUAAUAUAUCAUUCACAACGUCACUGUGCUAGAAAGGCAAUAUACACGGAUCCAGAAAACAUGCCAAGAGACAAAUGGGUAUACUCGACGGCCCUACCUGAAAGUGAUAUUAAUUGUCUGGAUAGACUUAAUGAUAAAUACUGGUGGUUGCAAGGAGAUGCAAAAUUCAUGGACGAGUUGAGACGGCGUGCUCGAUUAAAAAAGCAACAACAGCAGCAGCAAUAG
Molecule: messenger RNA, 726 nt
Organism: Cotesia congregata
Lineage: Eukaryota; Metazoa; Arthropoda; Insecta; Hymenoptera; Braconidae
Source: the annotation of a GenBank genome assembly